Lactuca saligna is the source of this 511-nucleotide messenger RNA. The record is from the annotation of a GenBank genome assembly. NCBI's taxonomy places the organism in Eukaryota, Viridiplantae, Streptophyta, Magnoliopsida, Asterales, Asteraceae.
AUGAACCGGGUUCACCAAAUUGUGGAUACCGUAGAGUCGGUACCGGCUGUAAAAAAUUCGAAGAAAUUAGGGUUAACAAGGGGAUCCAAUUUCUUUCGACUCGAAAGGCGCACUUUUAUUAGAGUUAAAACUAGAGUAUGGAAGAGUCGAAGCAUAAAUCUACAUGAUUCUUUGCCUGAGCAUUAUGAGAUUAAUGAUUUCCCUGAAAACAAUUUUGGUGCUAUUACUACUUACUACCAGGGGUCAAUAUAUCCAGCUCUACUUCACAAUUCAGUGAUUCACAACACAAGCUUGCAUCCUCUCUUCCAACUUCACAACCAGGGCAAUCAAGUAUUGAGGUCUGGAACUACAGUCAACAGUUUUCAUAUAAUGGAGUUGCAUCGAGUCACAGAAACAAUUUUCUAAAGCGAGCACAAUGGCACUAGUAACUGCAUCCAGGAUUUUCACUGUAAACAUUUUUAUUUUGCUUCAUGUAAAACAUUAAAAUAAACCAUAUCGGCCUCAUGAUCCA